This is a messenger RNA of Dentiscutata erythropus, 960 nucleotides long. NCBI's taxonomy places the organism in Eukaryota, Fungi, Glomeromycota, Glomeromycetes, Diversisporales, Gigasporaceae. The record is from the annotation of a GenBank genome assembly.
AUGGUUACACCUUUGCAAGGAAAUACAUCUGAUAUCAAGCCACCGCCAGGACAUGGCAAGAUAACAUGCCACCUUCCAUCUGGAACUAAGAAGCCAACCUUUUCCACUUUCCGUGCCUCUUAUCCAUUAAAAUUUCUUACUCCAAAAACGCAUAACCCUAACCUGGCAGCUGUAUACUUUCUUUCCUAUGGAGGUGGCAUGGUAUCCGGGGAUUCGAUUUAUGUUGAUGUAGAAAUUUUUCAGAAUGUAAAUUUGAUGCUCUUGACUCAGGGCUCAACGAAAAUAUAUAAACAACGAGCACAAAAAAAGAAUGUUAACGAUAGCAAUGAUUAUUUACAGACAGAUCCAAAAAAUCUUUCUUCCAUCACGCGUCAAAGUCUCAAUGCCUAUGUGCACGAAAGUUCCUUACUCCUUCAAUUGCCUGAACCUACUACAUGCUUCCGUGAUGCGGAAUACAUCCAGAGUCAGACAUUCUCGUUAGAAAAUGACGCAUCUGUCGUCAUUUUAGACUGGUUCACAAGUGGCAGAAUGUCUCGAGGAGAGCGUUGGGAAUUCACGCACUAUGAAUCUGGUGUUAAUUUAUUAGUGGGUGGAAAAUUAAUUUUUCGUGAUGUGAUAUUAUUGCAGAAUGAAAAAAGUGAGAAUGACAUUAAUAAUAUUAAACGUCGGCUGGAACCUUAUGAAUGUUUUGCAACUUUGGUAAUAUAUGGGCCAAAAGUGAUUUCUUUAACAAAACAUCUUAUGAAUGAGUUUGAUAAAAUAGUGGUAGAUAAGAUGGAUAAAAUUGCUGAUUUGAUUUGGUCUGCAUCUGCACUGCAUAUAGAAGAGGAAAAUGCUAGAGGGGUGGUAAUAAAGGUUGCUGGUAUAACAACAGAGAUUGUGAGGAAGUUUUUAGUUGGCGUGGCUUUAAAAGGUUUAAAUGAAGUAAUCGGAGAGAACUUAUUUGAAAGAGCGUUAUAG